Messenger RNA from Phytophthora nicotianae INRA-310, 1156 nucleotides. RefSeq lists its product as hypothetical. Bases 118 to 1089 code for a protein of 323 amino acids. The transcript has a single exon. The record is from RefSeq and is a predicted model, not a curated record. Lineage: Eukaryota; Oomycota; Peronosporomycetes; Peronosporales; Peronosporaceae.
CAGAAGAAAAGCUUGGCUAUGCGAAACGACAAGACCACUUUUGAUUUUGCUCCCAUCGUCACUUUACAACUCACGGUCAACUCCUCACUCAACUAACUCACUCGACCGAUUGGCAACAUGCACAUGCUCUUCCAGAGCGAAGCAGCCUAUCGGCGUCGUAGCUCUUGGAUGCCGCGCGACGGCAACGAAGCUACCACGGCGCUAGCGGCACCACAUAACUAUGACAUGAUAGGCCCACGACGUCGAGGGAGAUCGCGCAGCUGUAAGACAAUUAAGAGAGAAGCUAAGACGGCGCAGCGCCGAGCGCAGUGGCUCCUGAAGAGCGAGCCUGAGAGCAACGAAGAGGAAGCAGGCAACCAGGAUGAGGCCGAGAAUGAGGGGACGACGGCGUUGAAUGACGAAUUGUUGGCCAUGCAAAUGGAGAUCGAAACGCUGCAGAACCGGCGACAGCUACUGGACUCGGCGAUGGUCAAUGCACGCACCAACGCGGUGACGCAUGCCAUCGACCUCACCAAGGGCUUCUACAUACACUUCUCUAAUGGAUACGACCCCAUUAACUACCCAGAACAAUCCAGACAGGCGGAGUCAUUUCUUCGAGGGAUCAUGAGGAAGGACGCGAUCUGCACUGAAUUCCAGGGCGUCGACUUGUUCUUGCAUCAGUACAAAGUUGCCACGGAGGGUCAUGCCUCCAUGCGCGUGUUUGUCCACGGCAUCGUCGUCAUUAACGAGGACUUGUCGUCAAAAGAUAGUUCCGUUCAGAUACUGGCCAAAGCUACUGCUCGCCUCCGUGUAAGUCGCACGACGCUGGAGAAGUUCUUCCCGCGUAUCAUCGAAGAUGAAGAGCUCGCGCAAAUGCUUAUUGGGAAAGAGUAUGUUAUCCAGUAUGACAAGGUGUUUCACUUCAAGCACGGCCGGAUCUUCCAGCAUGAAUCUCGAGUCGAUUUUUGCAAUAGUAUGCUGGAGAUGGCACAAAACCCUUUCGUCGCAAUGAAGCUCCUGGAGGCCUCACUCAUGACCAAGCACGGGCAUCUGAAACUGGAUAACAACAUCGAGGAGGACAAGAAUCAACUCGAAAAUACGGUACUGUAAGUGCACAACAGAAGUAAGUUAUGAUCGUCAGAAUUAAUCGUGAAAUUAACAUGCUUUCCGCCUUAGA